AUGACUUCCACACCAGAUAAGCUGAAGCAAGAACCGCCACAAGACGACUUUCCGAUGGACCGUGAUGAUGAUGGUGAACAGGAACAAGAAAACAGCUCUGGCUUGUCUAACCAGACAGAUGGCAGUCAACCUAGCCAAAAAGAUACAAAUCAGGUUACUCAGAACAAUGAGAACCAACCUGGGCAAAAGGAUACAAAUGACGUUGGUCAGAACAAUGGAGAACAGCCUGGUCAAGUCAAUGUGAAUCAAGCUACCCAGAACAAUGAAGCCCAACCUGGGCAAAAGGAUGCAAAUCACGUUGGUCAGAUCAAUGGCAAUCAAUCAACUAACGAAAACCCAUUUUUAUCUGGAUUCUUCAAGCGUAAAGUGGAUAAAGACAACUCAGCCAACAAUGCCAGGGCUUUCAGCCCAGUAGUAGAAGACCCCAAUCCUAAAAAGGCAAAAACAGAUCACAGCUUUAGUUUUAAUCCAUCUGCAAAAGCGAAGACCGCUCCCUUCUCUCCACGGGCACAAACGACAACAAGAACCUCUCCCUUUCCUGAAGAUGAUGGAGUUGGCGACCCUGACCUCGAAAAGGAUCUAGUCGGC
Messenger RNA from Fusarium oxysporum Fo47, 588 nucleotides. RefSeq lists its product as uncharacterized. The record is from RefSeq and is a predicted model, not a curated record. NCBI's taxonomy places the organism in Eukaryota, Fungi, Ascomycota, Sordariomycetes, Hypocreales, Nectriaceae. The annotation marks the transcript as partial. The transcript has a single exon.